CGCACGCGCAGCCCCGCCCCCGCCACGCCCCGUCCGGCGCGCGCCGCCGUGUGACGUAAGCGGAAGGGCACGUCACCGUCCGGCGGAGGCUGAGGCGGCGCCGCCGGGGCAGGAGCUCUCAAUAAAAAAUGUCGUGGAUCAGAGAGGGCGAGCUGACCAUCAUAGAGAGGUUCUGUGCCAACAUCAUCAAGGCAGGCCCAAUGCCCAAGCACGUCGCCUUCAUCAUGGACGGCAAUCGCCGCUACGCCCAGAAGUGCCACGUGGAGAGGCAGCAGGGACACUCCCAAGGCUUUGAUAAGCUGGCACAGACGCUGAGGUGGUGCCUGAACCUGGGCAUCCGGGAGGUGACAGUCUAUGCCUUCAGCAUUGAGAACUUCAAACGCUCCAAGGAGGAGGUGGAUGGGCUCAUGGACCUGGCCAGACAGAAGUUCAGCCGCCUCCUGGAGGAGCAGGAGAACCUGAAGAAGCACGGGGUGUGCAUCCGUGUCCUCGGGGACCUGCCCCUCCUGCCCGUGGAUAUCCAGGAGCUGAUUGCCCAGGCUGUGCUGGCAACCAGGAACUACAACAAGUGCUUUCUGAACGUCUGCUUUGCUUACACAUCGAGACAUGAGAUCAGCAAUGCUGUCAGGGAGAUGGCCUGGGGCGUGGAGCAAGGCCUGCUGGAGCCCAGUGACGUGUCUGAGUCGCUGCUGGAUAAAUGUCUGUACACCAACAACUCCCCCGACCCUGACCUGCUGAUCAGGACCUCUGGGGAGGUUCGCCUCAGUGACUUCUUGCUCUGGCAGACAUCCCAUUCAUGCCUGGUGUUUCAAUCAGUCUUGUGGCCAGAAUAUUCCUUUUGGAACUUGUGUGAAGCUAUCCUUCAGUUCCAGAUGAACUACAGUGCUUUACAGAAGGCCAGAGACUCCUACCUGGAGGAGAGGAGGCGGCAGCAGCUGGAGAGGGACCAGGCGUACGUGAGCAGGAGGCUGCAGCAGGAGGGCUGCCCGUCCCACGGAGACUCGCGGCGCCGGCGCUCGCUGCUGCAGAAGUGCACGGCCCUGAGGGAGGAGAGGAUCCAGGGCUUCCUGCAGGCCCUGGAGCACAAGAGAGCUGACUUCUUGGAGAGACUGUGUCCGGUGUCUGCGUGACACGGGUGCUGCCUCUGGGAGCACGGCCUGCAGGGCGAGCCGUGGCUGCGCCAGGAGCUCCCGUCCCGCUGGCCCUGCCCGGGCAGGGAUGGCUGCUGAGAACUCUCCUGGCCUGUCAGGCUGCUGAGGAAGGUGCUGCCGUCCUGUGUCACCUCCCUGCCCUGGUGACAGAGCCCUGCACCCUGCUGGGCCCUCGGCAGCCCAGGUGCUCCGGUGACAAGAAGUUAACUGCAAUGAGCCUGCCCCAGCUCUCUGAUUGCUCCUGAGCUGGCCCAGCCAGACCAGUUCGGUCCUGUUAAAUCAGUCUGGGCUCAGUUUUUUCCCUGGCUCUGCAGCAGGGAAUCUCCUGUUGAGAUGUGCUCUGCUGUCCCAUCAAGGGAGAGGAUUGUUCUGGUGUCAGGGGCACUCCCCUCUGCCUGCUCACUGAGAGCAUCUUGUCUUUUCCCCCUGACUGCUGGGUGGGAUGUGUCCUCUCCUGGUCUCCAGAGAGCUAAAGGAAGGGUUCCAGCCUUGCUGUAAGGAAAAAAGCUGCCCCAAAGCUUCAGCAGGUUCUGAGAGCUCUAAAGAGGUUGUUGGAGGAAAAGCUCAAGUUCAGCAAGGUCUGGACCUCCACAUGACCAUGGAAGGGCACCCACUGAGCAGGCAGGAAAAAAGGAUUGGCUGGGAAUGAACCUUCUCAGGAAGGGAAUUGGCUAAACAGGUGAUGGCUGCCACAUGCCAGACCCUCUGAGGGAGCUGCAGGGAAUGAGGGAGGGCCUAAUUCAGGAAUACAGUAGCCAAAACCAACCUCUCACCCCAGAUGGUUCAGAGGGGCAGUUUGGCUGAUCCUAAAGGGAGUGGCCAGAGCAGCUGUGGAGUAUUGCUUGUUCUCAGUUUUCCAUUGGCAGGGAGAUGGACAAGCUGAUUUCCGGGGUUGUUUCCAUCUCUCGUUCCUCCUGGUUUCCGUCCCCACGAUCAAAGUCACUGAAAAUGUCUUGAUUUUUGCUCCUGCUGCACACACACGUGUGGCAGUGCCAGCUGUUGCUGGGUUUUGAAGUGUUUCUUCUUACCUCCAGGUGAAAACCACAAAAUGCAGAUUGAACAGCCUUGUAAGUGCUGCACACUGAGCACUUGGCCUGUGAUUGUGAAGAACUGUGUAGUCAAACUGGGAAUAAAGUAUAUUCAUACCAAAGUUAUUUAAAAAAUAACCUGAAUGUUUAAAAGUAUGUGGAGCUGCUUAUUUUAAGGUGUGAUGAAGCUGGAAUCCAGGGUCAAUAUAAUAAUAUUUAAUCUG
Molecule: messenger RNA, 2403 nt
Organism: Zonotrichia leucophrys gambelii
Lineage: Eukaryota; Metazoa; Chordata; Aves; Passeriformes; Passerellidae
Gene: DHDDS
Product: dehydrodolichyl diphosphate synthase subunit
Exons: 9
Coding region: 129-1130 (333 amino acids)
Biological process (GO): polyprenol biosynthetic process
Cellular component (GO): endoplasmic reticulum; dehydrodolichyl diphosphate synthase complex
Molecular function (GO): ditrans,polycis-polyprenyl diphosphate synthase [(2E,6E)-farnesyl diphosphate specific] activity
Source: RefSeq, a predicted model, not a curated record